AUGGCGGAGCUCUCGGAGAGCCAGUUGGUUCUGUACGAAAAAAAGCGCGAAGGGACAGAGGAGCAAGUGGAAAACAAGGACUCAGCAACACUGGCGCCUUUCAAGAAUCAAGUGAUCUUCAAAAAGUUCCUGGCGGCCGGCGUGAUCAGUUUGCCUCUGCGAACCUACGAGCAACCGGGGGGCGAUGAAGAGGCUGCAAGAAACCGGACCACGACGCAAGUGGCCAAAGUGAUAACAGAAGGCGAGUUGCGGCGUUUGGACCUUCUGCCGACGCUACUCCUGUUGUUUCCGUGCCCGACCUUUACGCGGAAGAGUGUUCGGUCUGCGCCUUCGCGGCCUUCCCCAGUGUGUCUGUCCGAGCGCGCGGUACACGGGAAAGCAAACUACCACUCGUUUGUAGCGGCUCAGCCUCUGCCCCAGCAGGCGAUUCUCUUGCGCGGCGCCGCAACGGUUUUGCUCCAGCAGUGGAUCCUGUUGAGCGACGACGCGGCUCUUCUGUCGCGUCGCGUUUUCCGCCUGGAGCGGCAGGCGCUGAAGAAAGUUCGUUUCUUCGAAGACGGGAAGCCGGGCUCUGCGUUUCUGCCAAAUAGCCGGAAUGUGGACUGCGGGCUGUGGGGGAUUGAGGAAGAUGAGGCGCAGAACCGACGGAAGCACGACAAGAUGGGGACCUCAAAGAGUCGGCGGAAACGCGCGCGAACCAGAGAGACGGACGAGCGUGAGGCGCUCCUGGCCUUUCUGAACAAAAAGGACCAGGAGCCCACCGGGAAACGAAAAUCCCGAGGCGUGAUCGAGGAAAAAGGGUCGCGUAUCCUCGACUCUCUGGGCGACUCGCUGAACAUCAACGACAGCCAAGACGACGGAUAUCCGAACUACGAGUUCGACUACGAUGCAAUCAUGGAGCGGCUGCGGGAGCAGCGUGACGCUCGCGAUGCCGCCGACGGCUCUUUCCUGGAAAAGGAACUCCGGAAGAUGGAAGACCAGAAGCACGCAUCAGGGCCGUACGGCGCCUCUCUGCAGCUCCCCUCCGGGCUUUUGUUUCCGGAUGACGAACGCACUCUCCUCGACACCUCUUUUUCCGACGAAAGCCCUUUCUUCAGCGCCAGGUGGACGGGGUACCGAGAAGUUCCGUGCCACGACCCCCAGACAGGGAAAGCCGGCGAAGGCGUCAGUAGCGUCUCAAACCUGGAGCCUGGACGCGAACCCGACCGGUACCGGCUUGAAAAACUCCGCGGGGUGCGCGAGCGGCCCCUGUCGCUGACGCUUCCGGUGUCGCCCUCGAAACUCGGCCGUCUUCAAACUACCACGUCACACGGCCCGGGAGAUGACGAAGGUUUCCGCGACGACGCGCGAGACGGAUACCUUUUCGAUUUGAAGUGGGCUGGCAGGGACAAAGACGCAGCGGAAGGGAAGGCGCAAGCAGGGGAGGAUGCAAGAUAUCGAGAGGAAGUGGCGAGGGAGGUCUCGCACCGCGCGUUUGCGCUCGACGGAUCGCACCUCAGCCGCUGGGGAGAAGUCGAAAUUGACACGGCCUCCUUCGCCGGAGACGGAAUUGUCGAUGCUGGGGAGUGGACGGAACCGCCUGAGAUGCACAUGCCUUCUUUCGCGAAUGGCCCAGCGGAAGAGAAAAACUCGGCGUUCCCGGCGAGAGGUCUCGAGGAAGGAACAGCCGCGCGCCGACUCGCAUUGCCUUCGUUUUCUCUGGAGGAUUCGCCGCUCAGAGAAGACCCAACGGCUGAACAAAACCGAAAACGGCCUCACUCGCGAGAGACGCGUGUCCGCGGAGAGGGAACAGGAUCCGACGCUUUGAACCACGAAACGGGAAAGGCUGGCCGGAAGGUUCUCUGGGAUCGUGUCGCCUUCGCCACUCCGGGAAUUCCUCCUCUUCUCUCCCCCUCGUUAUCGCUUUCCGAAAAACAGAUGCAGUGGAAGCAGUUCUGGAGUCAAAUCGCGUCCCAGGAGGCACAGAUUCACCGUUCCCAGUCGCUGACUCUCUGGGAUGCUCGAUUUCAUCUGUUGUCUCCGUCGGUCGGCCUGCUCCAGUGCGAUCCGGUGCUCUCUUUGCUGGCGCUCCACACGGACCUUGCGGCAUCGCGCCCCGAGAAGGCUGUUGCGUCUCGAGCCAGGCUGCUAUGCACUCUUGCGCCAGCGAGAGAUUCUCACCUGCUGGCGUCGGAUGGCGACCGUCUGUUCUCCGCCGCGCAUCGUCGAGAACAGGCUCCAAACGCCUCCAUACCCUCGGCCUUUCCCUGCAACGCUUUCGCGCCUGCCGCCGCUGUCGCUGCACACCAGUGGCGUUGCUCUUGGGAAGAAGCGUCGCGAACAGCGUUUCCAGGGUUUCUCAAGCACCGCGAUGGUCCACACUUUUUUCGAUCGUUUGCGGCCGAACCUGAACACGCGGCGGCGGAAAACCACCCCGCGAGUGCUCCAGGAACCGAUGACCUCGGCGCCGCAGGCGAAGACAGUUUUCUCGAGCUUCGCUCAGAUGCACGAAAACCUGCGCAAAAAAGCGCAGCAUCCUCCACAGGACUUCUGGCCCGCCUGGGAACCCUGCCUGGCUCCAGAGAAGCCGCCGACCGGGGUCUGGGCUCUUCCGAUCGCGAGAACGGAACCCAGGCUGUGUCCACCGACGGGAUUGAUAGCAGCGAGUACGUCGAAAUUCUCCGCGGGCUCUUUGAUAGCAGCAGCUUAACGCAGGGAGCGUACACGCCGCACGAGAUGCGUUCGAGGCAGGGGAAACCGCGAGAUUCUUCGCAGUUGCUCCGCCAGUGCCUUUACGCGGGGCCGAGCGCGUGUGCGGAAAACCCCUCUGUUGCCUCGUCGUCUGGGGCGAGCGAGUCGGACCGCGUUUCCGACGAUUUGUUUUUCGACGGCGACUUUGUGGACAGAAGUGCCGUCGGCGACGCAGGCGAGCAAGACGGCCUGCGCAAGGACGUGUCGAGUGUCUCUCUGGGUCGCGGAGCUCGGCGCUCUGAAGAGGGUCGAGAGGAAACCGACACUCCGCAUUUGUCCCCGAGGCUCAGCCGAGGUCUCAGCUCGCUGUCGCAUCCGGGCGGUGAUAGAACGGGCCAAGGUGCUACCCGUGGGUUUUCGAGCGACCUCGAGAAACAGAAUCCCGCACGGGGCAACGACCGCUUGAGUCGCGACACCUGGCAAACCAGCGGCUCCAGUGUCACGCUCUCGUCUUUUGUGUCUUCCUCCCUGCCGGUUUCGUCCGGAAGUACCCGAGACGGCUCAGGCGAGGGCAUGUGGCAAGAAGGCGGGCAAAGAGACACCACGACGCGCACAGGGUUUCGUAGCUUUCUGUACGCGCUUUUGCGACGGCGAGUGCUGCUGUCGCACUCUGACUCGAAGCCAAGAGACGGUGAGGGCCAUCGCUCUCUGUUGCCUGACUCGGAUCAGGCGGCCCCGCACGGGUCGGCGUCCUGGUGGCAAGAUGGAGACGCGAGAGCGGCGUCGAAAGAAAGCAAGCAAGAGAGCGGAGAGGACGACGGGGGUUUGGAUGCCGUCGACAAACAAAACAUCGUUUCCAGACUCACCUUCCACGAGGUGGUGCCUCAAGGUCGGGUCCGGCCCUCGACCGCUGCCAAGGCGUUUCAACACCUCCUGGCUCUCUACUCUCGCGGAGAGAUCCUUCUCAGGCAAAAACACCCUUUGCCGUUUGCAGGCGCGCUCACUGGCGACGGCGAGAAAACCCGUUCUCGCCCCGAAACGCUGUUCAUUUGCGGAACGAGAGAUCUUCUUUUCGGGCAAGACCCGAGAGGGACGAGCCGGUCUGCAGAGCGAGAGCCAGGUGCCGAAAAUGUCUUUGUCAGUGACACGGAAAAACGAACGAGCGACAAACUUGCAGGCGGCCGACAGUGGGUAGUGUGUGCUUGA
Neospora caninum is the source of this 3876-nucleotide messenger RNA. RefSeq lists its product as hypothetical. NCBI's taxonomy places the organism in Eukaryota, Apicomplexa, Conoidasida, Eucoccidiorida, Sarcocystidae. The transcript is spliced from 6 exons. The record is from RefSeq and is a predicted model, not a curated record. Bases 1 to 3876 code for a protein of 1291 amino acids.